GUGCCAUGGUCAGUCGUGAAGGUAUGAAGAAAGCCCUGGUGCAUGGAGAAGACCACAUGGGCAAUGUCAGUGCCAAAUAUGGCAAAGAUGCUUCAGAUCGAACAGGAUUUCACGAGCUCGCUGCUCCGGAGUUCAUCUACGAAACUUGCAAAGCCCUGGACUCGCAUCCAGACCUGCCACAACUUCUCUGUGAGGUUGUGAUCAUGGGCGGUGCUUUUGGCGAGCGCCGUGGCAACCGGACGCCGUCUGCCGAAGCCAACUUCUUUGACGGUCCAGAAGCUGCCCAGGCAGUGCUGACCGCCGGCUUUAAGAGACUGGUGUUAGCAGGCAUGUUUGGAAUCUGGAUCUGCUUUGUCCCAGUUUGUUUGGGAGCUGUGCGAGAACUUCAUCAACGUCUAUCACGACUGGGGCGAGACCCUUGCACCAGCACAAGACGCAGUUCCCAUCAUGUGCCGAGCCGGACUUUGGUUUUGGGUUUACAGCGCCAUCCACGAUUGCUCUUGGAAGUUUUGAAGUUCGGGUUAUCCGCAAAGUGUUGGAUCACGAGCUGUGCGUCUUGGAGCUCAGAAGCUCCUGUGACGUACCUGCUUCGACCCGACCUCUUCGAAAGUCGAAACGUUCGGGUCGAAGUGGAAACGCGAGGCGAAAUUACUCGCGGGAUGUCCAUUGCAGACUGGAAGGGUCAGUGGGGCAAGGAAAGAAACUGCACAGUACUUCGCAGGAUUAGAGACCGUGACGAGUUCUACCGAGUGUUCGUUCGAGCUAUUGCUCGCUUGCCUGUGUCCUUAAGCUGA
Molecule: messenger RNA, 794 nt
Organism: Symbiodinium sp. CCMP2456
Lineage: Eukaryota; Dinophyceae; Suessiales; Symbiodiniaceae
Source: the annotation of a GenBank genome assembly